AUGGGAAAAUCUCAAUCGAAGCUGUCACCUCAACAGCUGGAGGAACUACAAAAAUCUACACACUUUGACAAGAAAGAACUACAGCAGUGGUACAAAGGUACUCUCACAAAAGAAGAGUUCCAGAAGAUUUAUCGACAAUUUUUUCCUUUUGGUGACCCGAGUUCAUUUGCGAAUCACGUCUUUAAAGUCUUCGAUGCGGACAAUAGUGGCACAAUCGACUUCAAAGAAUUCAUCUGUGCGCUUAGUGUCACAAGCAGAGGCAAGAUGGAGGACAAGCUGGAUUGGGCUUUCCAACUCUAUGAUAUCGACGGCGAUGGCAAGAUCAGCUAUGAAGAGAUGCUGCAAAUCGUAGAAGCGAUAUAUAAGAUGGUUGGGUCUAUGGUCAAGUUGCCAGAAGACGAAGAUACCCCCGAGAAGCGAGUAAGGAAGAUAUUCCGGAUGAUGGACAAGGACGAAAACGGAAGCCUUGAUAUGGCCGAAUUCAAGGAAGGGAGCAAGCGAGAUGAGACCAUAGUAUCGGCGCUUUCACUUUAUGAUGGUUUGGUCUGA
This is a messenger RNA of Endocarpon pusillum Z07020, 549 nucleotides long. Its product is annotated as Calcium-binding protein NCS-1. The record is from RefSeq and is a predicted model, not a curated record. Gene Ontology annotation, cellular component: intracellular membrane-bounded organelle; membrane; cytosol. Gene Ontology annotation, molecular function: calcium ion binding. NCBI's taxonomy places the organism in Eukaryota, Fungi, Ascomycota, Eurotiomycetes, Verrucariales, Verrucariaceae. The transcript has 4 exons. Bases 1 to 549 code for a protein of 182 amino acids.